AUGGAUCCACCUGCAAAUCAUCAAAACCCCAUAGAUGACCUCGAUUGGUUUCAGUACUUUGAUCAUCAAGAUCUUUUCAGUGGUGACAUGUUCGACCAUCAUGAUUACAAGUUGUCAGAAAAAUUGCAUGAAGUGCUCGAUCAGAACGUUUCCACAAUACUUAAAAAAGAUCAAAAUAUCAUUUCUAGAAAUGAGUUUCACGAUUUUGAUCCCCUUGAAGAUAUAAGCUUAUGGGAUUGUUGGUGCGAUGGUUUACCGUUUCUUAGUAACAAUGAUGAUAAUAGUGAUUGUCACAGUGAAGUUGCGGCUGCUACAACAAAUCUUUUAGGGUUUCAAGACUUUAAGCCAAUUGAAGAUCUAAGCUUUUGGGAUUGUUGGGAGGAUGGUAAUUUACCAUUGGUCAGUUUCAAUGAAGACUCUAAAUCCGGUGGUGAGGCUACAUGUAGUUCUAGUGCUGCCACCACUGAUCACGGUGGCCGUAAGGUGGCAAAGAGAUUGAGACGGCUGGAGUUUGAAGAGAUAGAGAAAUACUUUGAGAUGCCGAUAAUAAUGGCUGCAAAGGAACUAGGGAUAGGGUUAACAGUGUUGAAGAAACGAUGCAGAGAGCUAAACAUAAACAGAUGGCCUCAUAGAAAACUUAAGAGCCUUCAAUCCCUCAUUCAAAAUGCCAAGGAAUUGGGAUUAAAGGAGGAGAUAGAGACGUUAGAAGGGCACAAGAAGAUGAUGGAGAAAUUGCCAGGUAUGGAAUUGACAGAAAGAACAAAGAAGCUUAGGCAAGCUUGCUUCAAAGCUACUUAUAAGAAGAGAAGACUUAACAAUCCUUAG
Molecule: messenger RNA, 825 nt
Organism: Lactuca sativa (garden lettuce)
Lineage: Eukaryota; Viridiplantae; Streptophyta; Magnoliopsida; Asterales; Asteraceae
Source: RefSeq, a predicted model, not a curated record